CGGCAGAUGCAGUAGCGUAAAGGACAGUAGAUAUGGGCUGAUUGUAACUAGAGGUUAGGGCGUGCAUGUGUGUGUAUGUGUGGGAGGUGUUGUGGGAGGUGGUGUGUGUGUGCGUGCGUGCAUGUUGCAGUAGUACUGCGUAGUGCUGUCACAGUCAAAGACGGGGUAGCACACACACACACUCUCUCUUGCAUACAGACACUUCAUUCUGUACGGACCUGUUUUUUUGUAUAGGGGAUUUUCCAGGCUACAUUUUGCCGUAUGCUGAAGACAGGAUAUCGUAUGUGCAGUUUCCGUCUGAGUUUAUCUCCUCGCUGCAUCUCUUUCCUGGGGACGUGUGUGUGGACUACCUGUCUGUCAUUCUAAUGAGGGAUCUGCACUGCACUGGAGGAAAAACUGAAAAGAAAAACUGGAGCGUCCUGCGCUAAAGCUAAAACGAACCUUCUCCAGACUCUCUCUGAGGAUGUAUUGAUAGGAGACUGAAUGAAUGGAGAGCGUACAGAAGUGUCAAUAAUUUCCCUCACCCAGUUGCACCAUCCUAGUGCAGCGAUGGAGGAAACAGUUAUAUGGGAGCAGCACACGGUGACACUUCACAGGGCACCAGGCUUUGGGUUUGGGAUCGCAAUCUCAGGAGGCCGAGAUAACCCUCAUUUCCAGAGUGGAGAGACGUCCAUCGUCAUCUCAGACGUUCUGAAAGGAGGACCAGCGGAGGGGCUUCUACAAGAGAAUGACAGAGUGGUUAUGGUUAAUGCUGUCUCCAUGGAUAAUGUGGAACAUGCCUACGCUGUUCAGCAGCUGAGGAAGAGUGGCAAGAAUGCCAAAAUUACAAUACGCCGGAAGCGAAAGGUUCAGAUCCCGGUGGCUCGGCUGGGCGACAGAGAGACGAUGUCAGAGCGCGAGGAGGACAGCGAGGAUGAUGAUUAUGAGGGCCCAGGGGCAGGAGCUGGGGGUGCCAGUGGGGGCUCAAGCAGACGGAAUGAUCGAAGCGGCAGCGGGGGCCGGAGGGACCACAGCGCCUCGAGAGAAAGGAGCACUUCUCCACGGUCUGACAGACGCUCCGUUGCCUCAAACAUCCCACCACGGCCUGCCAAAGUCACACUUGUAAAGUCCCGUAAGAAUGAAGAAUAUGGUCUGCGCCUGGCCAGCCACAUCUUUGUGAAGGACAUUUCCCCAGAAAGCCUGGCAGCCCGUGAUGGAAACAUACAGGAGGGAGACGUAGUGCUGAAGAUCAAUGGCACAGUGACAGAGAACCUGUCUCUGAUAGAUGCUAAGAAACUGAUUGAGCGCUCGAAAGGCAAGCUGAAAAUGGUGGUACAGCGAGACGAGAGAGCGACGCUCCUCAACAUUCCUGAUAUAGACGACAGCAUUCCCUCUGGCAACUCUGAUAGAGAUGACAUUUCAGAGAUUCAUUCACUGACAUCAGACCAUUCUCAUGACCGAACACGCGGCAGUCGCUCUCGCUCGCCAGACAAGCGCUCCGAGCCAUCGGAUAUCUCCGGCCAGUCGCCCCAACAAAUCAGCAAUGGAAGCCACAGAAGUCGUGAUGAGGAGCGAAUCUCGAAGCCAGCGGCGGUGUCCACUCCUGUUAAGAUGGUGGAAGAUGCACUGCUAGUGCCAGCCAGCGAACAGGGAGACAAACAGAUACCCCCAUUGCCAGAGCCAAAGCCAGUGUAUGCCCAGCCUGGCCAGCCAGAUGUAGAUCUGCCGGUCAGUCCAUCUGAUGCCCCUGUGCCCAGUCCUGCCCAUGAUGACAGCAUUCUGCGGCCUAGCAUGAAGCUAGUGAAGUUCCGGAAGGGAGAGAGUGUGGGAUUAAGGCUGGCUGGAGGUAACGAUGUGGGCAUCUUUGUGGCUGGAGUUCUGGAAGACAGUCCUGCUGCUAAAGAGGGUUUGGAGGAGGGAGAUCAGAUACUCAGGGUAAACAAUGUCGACUUUGCAAACAUCAUCCGAGAGGAAGCCGUGCUGUUUCUGCUGGACCUGCCCAGAGGCGAAGAGGUCACCAUCCUGGCUCAGAAGAAGAAGGAUGUGUAUCGACGAAUUGUGGAGUCGGACGUGGGCGAUUCAUUCUAUAUCCGGACCCAUUUUGAAUACGAGAAGGAAUCUCCGUACGGCCUCAGUUUUAACAAAGGCGAGGUGUUCAGAGUGGUGGACACACUGUAUAACGGCAAGCUCGGCUCCUGGCUGGCCAUACGCAUCGGAAAAAAACACCAGGAGGUAGAGAGGGGCAUUAUCCCCAACAAGAACAGGGCAGAGCAGUUGUCCAGCGUCCAGUACACACUACCCAAAACCCCUGGUGGGGACAGGGCUGACUUCUGGAGGUUCCGAGGUCUUCGCAGCUCCAAGAGGAAUCUGAGGAAGAGCCGAGAAGACCUCUCUGCUCAGCCUGUGCAGACUAAAUUCCCCGCUUAUGAAAGGGUCGUGCUCAGGGAGGCCGGAUUCUUGAGACCCGUAGUGAUCUUUGGGCCCAUUGCCGACGUUGCCCGAGAGAAACUUGCCAGAGAGGUGCCUGAUCUGUUUGAGCUAGCAAAGAGCGAGCCCAGAGACGCAGGAACAGACCAGCGGAGCUCUGGAAUCAUUCGCCUUCACACCAUCAAGCAGAUCAUCGAUAAGGACAAACAUGCAGUGCUGGACAUCACACCCAACGCAGUGGACCGGCUGAACUACGCACAGUGGUACCCCAUCGUUGUGUUCCUGAACCCAGACAGCAAGCAGGGGGUGAAAAACAUGAGGACCAGACUGUGCCCCGAGUCCAGGAAGAGUGCAAGGAAGCUGUAUGAGCGAGCACUCAAACUGAGGAAAAACAAUCACCACCUCUUUACUGCCACCAUAAACAUGAACAACAUGAAUGAGGGCUGGUACGGAGCGCUGAAGGAGACCAUCCAGCAGCAGCAGAACCAGCUGGUCUGGGUUUCAGAGGGCAAGGCGGAUGGUGCUCCUGAGGAUGAUCUGGAUCUUCAUGAUGACCGUCUAUCCUACCUGUCUGCUCCAGGCAGUGAGUACAGCAUGUACAGCACAGACAGCCGCCACACGUCUGACUAUGAGGACACGGACACAGAGGGUGGUGCCUACACCGACCAGGAGCUGGACGAAACAUUGAAUGACGAUGCAGGACCACCGUGCGAGCCAGCCAUCACCCGCUCGUCCGAGCCCGUCCGCGAGGAGCUGCCUGUCAUCCAGCAACCGCCCGGCUACCCCGCCUACCGGUCAGACGCACUGAGCCGAAUCGAGCCAGCUGGCUUCAAGGGCCCCGCGCCGCAGCAGAAAGCAGAGGCUGCUCUUCCUGAGCCGCUGACUGAGACAGCGCCCCCUGGUGCCCACCUUAAUGUAGCACUUCUGAGUGGUGCCACGGAGGGCCCAGCCGCCCCCCCACAGGGCGACCUAGCUCAGCCCCCAGCUCCUGAGCCCCUCCAAACCGGACAGCCCGGGUCAGAGCCCAAGAUGUAUCAGAAAGAGAUCUACAAUGUGGAUGAGCAAGUACGCGUCAGUCCUGGGCUGAAGCAGCCUGCCUAUAACUCCCAGCAACCCCUUUAUCAGGAAGAACAGCCAUACAGAGAUUAUGACCACCAGCCCUACCGCUACGACAGCGCCUACAUGGAACCAAAGGCUCGUAACUUUGACUCUCACUUGCAGUAUGACAGUCGUGUGCCUCCAUACGAAGAGCAGUGGCCUCCAUAUGACCACCAGGGGGAAGCGCCCCAGCAGUACGACCCCCGCCUGAACUACCAGGAUGGACCGGAUCGUGACUACAGCCCACCUCAGUCCCACUACGACACAGGCUACGACACGGGACGACCCCGCUACGGAAAGCCCGGACCAGCUCGUUAUGAUGAACCCCCUACCCUGGCCACAGGUGGCUUUGAUGGACGUUCACAUUAUGACCAUGAACCCCACCCCCUACCUUCAACCAUGUCCCGCUCCCCUGAACCCCCGAAACAGCAAUAUUAUGAGCCUCCACCUCCGAGGUCUGCCCAUGGCCAGCCAUCACAGAGGGGUUAUAUGAACUCAGAUGCCCCCCCACCACCUCCCAAACCCGAGCCCCUCCCAUCACCACCAGAUACAGCCGUCACCGCAGCAGCCUCUAAACCCCUCCCUCCUCCCCCACCAGAGACAGAGGAAGACCCAGCGAUGAAGCCACAGUCAGUGCUGACCCGGGUGAAGAUGUUUGAGAACAAGCGUUCAGUGUCUAUGGACCGGGCCAGAGAGUCUGCCGACCCCACAAUAAGGCCAGCAGACAUGGUUCCUAAACCAGGUGCAGCGUCCGUGCCCAAAGCCAACUCUUUGAGUAACCUCGACCAAGAGAAGACCUUCAGAGCGCCUGAGCCCCAACAGCCCCAGUCAAAAGCCGAUGACAUUGUUCGCGCUAACCACUAUGAUCCUGAUGAAGAUGAAGAGUACUACAGGAAGCAGCUGUCCUAUUUUGACCGCCGGAGCUUUGACAGCAAGCCCGCUACACAGCCACAGCCUGCCAACAAACCAGCACAACCACAGGCCCAGCCAGGGACCAACUGUCCUAGGGCGGACUCAGUGGACAAGGUCAGCCCUGUUCCCCAGGUAACCCCAGCUGCCGCUCCUCCAGCUCCGCCCCCUACUCUGCCCAAACCUGCUGCAGCGACACCUCCUCCAGACCCUCACGGAUCUCCCAAAGUGAAGCCCCCUGGUCGUGAGGACACAGUGCAGACCACAUUCCUUCCCCAGAAAAGCUUUCCAGAGAAAUCGCCUGUCAAUGGCACUGGUGACCCCCCGAAAACCGCCGGUGCACCUCCCCCCUCCUCCUACAACCGCUAUGUCCCCAAACCCUACACAGCCUCUGCCAGGCCCUUUGAGCGCAAAUUUGACAGUCCCAAAUUUAAUCACAACCUCCUGCCCAACGACACACAGGCCAAAGCCCCGGCUAAAACGCAGCAACCGCCGCCUCCAGAUCAUGACAGCGGCCUAGACACCUUCACCCGAACCACAGAGCACCGGCCCAAGUACCUGCAGAAUAACAUCAACGCCGUGCCCAAGGCCAUCCCUGUCAGCCCAAGUGCUCUGGAGGAUGAUGAAGAUGAUGAUGUUCACACGGUGGUGGCCACAGCGCGUGGCAUCUUUAACUGUAACGGCGGGGUCCUAAGCUCCAUAGAAACAGGAGUCAGCAUCAUCAUCCCUCAGGGGGCCAUCCCUGACGGUGUGGAACAGGAGAUCUACUUCAAAGUGUGUCGAGACAACAGCAUCCUGCCACCCCUCGACAAGGAAAAAGGAGAAACCCUGUUGAGUCCGCUGGUGAUGUGUGGUCCACAUGGUCUGAAGUUUCUGAAGCCCGUGGAGCUGCGCUUACCUCACUGUGCGUCUAUGACUCCUGAUGGUUGGUCUUUUGCUCUAAAAUCCUCCGACUCCUCGUCGGGUGACCCCAAGAAUUGGCAGAACAAAUCUCUCCCUGGAGAUCCAAACUACCUGGUAGGAGCCAACUGUGUGUCUGUGCUUAUCGACCACUUCUGAGGAGCCUGUUACUGAAUGUGAAUGCCAGGAUAAAAGAAAGAAAACACUCUUUCCCUCUCCAAACUACACACGUGCACACACACACACACACACACUGCCAUUAGGGAGGGGACGUUUUGGCAGUGAUAAAUGAAGGAUGACUGCGCUUUGAUUCUGUUUACUGUACCCAUGGAGACUGGAGGGAGGAUGACUUUUUCUGAAGUGCUGUUCUUCUUUUUCUUCUUCUUGAUCUUCUUUUCUUUUUAUAAGUGCUUAACAGCUCAAGAGUAAAUCA
Molecule: messenger RNA, 5746 nt
Organism: Colossoma macropomum (tambaqui)
Lineage: Eukaryota; Metazoa; Chordata; Actinopteri; Characiformes; Serrasalmidae
Gene: tjp1a
Product: tight junction protein 1a
Exons: 28
Coding region: 484-5472 (1662 amino acids)
Biological process (GO): cell-cell adhesion; establishment of endothelial intestinal barrier; protein localization to cell-cell junction
Cellular component (GO): bicellular tight junction; plasma membrane
Molecular function (GO): cell adhesion molecule binding
Source: RefSeq, a predicted model, not a curated record